AGAUGUCUGCAGUUUCCAGUUCGCAGCUACUAUGCCAGAAAGUCUUUUGACUUCUGUUACUAGCAAACGCUCGCAACACUCGUUCCAAGUCCAGCGUACUAAACAGGCCGUUUUUUGGUAGCCGCGUUGGCCACCUCUUCCUAUACGGUAUUCUCCGAUCAUAACUUUUAAACUUUUCGGGUUACCCGAUUGACUCUCCGUCGUCGUCGUUGUCGUCGUCGGCAGUUUCGUCGCUCUUGCGCGCAACCUCCUGCCCGUAGCCUGUAGCGUUCGGUCUCCGGGGCCGUCUCUCGCGCCGCGCGCCGUUGUGCUGCUUAUUUCGGUGUGUAUUAUUGCUGCCGUGUGUUGCCUGUGCCUGCCUGCCUGGCUAUUGCUCUUGGAGAGUUCGUCUCAUCAUCUUCAUCUGCGCGCGCCACUGCAGCCGAAUCAACCGAGGUUCGUCGUCGUCUACCUUCAAGUGCUCAGGAAGAUCAAUUUAGCGUCAUAAUAGCGAUACGCACAGAAGCGUUCGGAAGUUAUAUUACAUCGGCGAUAUUAUUAACUCUCACAGCUUCGCGGACCGCGCUGGAGUUCGGGAGCAGUUCGGGAAUAGUCGCUUUCUCCGGUGGAUGUGCUGUACCGUCAACGGAACCGUACUAAGGAAUAAUCCAUGCGAGAAAAUAAGUGAUUUUGAAUGGUUUCUCAUUCGAUAAAGUGACUUCAAUGAUACCUGGUGUCGAAGGUGAAGCGAUUGUGAUACACAGGAAGAGUUCCAUCCAGAGUGUUCAGCUGGAAAGGUGUUUCGACGAGCGAGCGUCUUCGAUGCGCACCGGAUCCUGUAAUCAAACGUCAACAAUCCUGUGAUUGCUUGCUGUAGACGUCGUUCAAGAGUUUGCUUGGAGAGAGAGAGAGCUGAUCGUAGAAGCGACUACAGCCCCUCCCUUGGUAGGACCCCAAAAACGGUGGUGACUAAUCCGAAGAGUAAGCAGAUAUCAUCAUAAACAAAAAAAAAACAAUCAGAAAAAAACCACUCAUUUUCACACCAACAAUCACCGCAACCCAUCCAGUCAAAACCCUCAAAAUACAAAAAAACCACCACACACAAACCAACCAACCAAAAUGUUCGCGGUGAUGCGAAUUGACAAUGACGACCGUAGGUCCGACUUCCGCCGCAAGAUGCGGCCAAAGUGCGAGUUUGUGUGCAAGUACUGCCAGCGCCGGUUCACCAAACCGUACAACCUGAUGAUCCACGAGCGCACCCACAAGAGCCCGGAGGUGACGUUCUCCUGCGAGGUGUGCGGCAAGUACUUCAAGCGACAGGACAACCUCCGCUCCCACCGAUGUACCCAGUGUGUUUGGCGGUAAGCAUCAACAUCUUUAACAAACAAAAAAUAUACACACAAAACAGACGUAUACAACACGAAAGAAAGAAAAAAAGACAACCACUUCAGAGUAUCAAUUAGGAUGAAGAGAGAGAAAAAAUGUUAAGGUGGACAUCAAGCGAAAAAAAAGUUAGUUGAUUGUAUGAAACACGAUAAAGUUUGCCAUUUUGUGUACUAAAUUUAACUAUGUUAACUCUUAAGAUUAACAGAAAAUCAGAAUUAAUGGCAUCCCAAUAGGAAAAUGUAAGGGAGAAUGCCAAUUGCCAUGCAGAUUUAGCUAUCAAGAAUUCAGUUCAGAAACAAUGCCUAAAAUAGCGGCUUUUGUGUAAACAUUUGAGGUACACUUAUGUGAGUAGAAUUGACCAAUGUUGCCUAAUUUUGGGGCAUCCAUGUUUUCAAGCAGUCGUAAAUCAACCCACAUCAACGCAAGUAACACGAAUCCACGAACGAGGAGAAAAAGAAGAAAAAGAAGCUGUAAAUUUAUGCACGACAACAUUGAAUUUUUAUUAGGAUAUUUCGUUUCGGCAAACAAACGCGACCACACAACAACAGACUUCUUGUUUUUGGUCUUCCUUUGAAAAUGAAGGAUUUUGGUUUGACUUAGUUUUGGCGGUGUCACGGCUAUUUUGAACUGAAAAUAGACAAAUUUCGACAGACUUACUAGAAAAUGACAUUUGCUUGACUGACAAUAUUAGGUUUUUUUCUCCAUACUUGCAACAUUUUUAACACCUUCCGAAAUUACAGAUUAUUUUACUAAGAACACAAUUGAAAAAAAAUAUUUUGGAAGUUCUAAUUUGAAAAAAAGUAGGCAUUUCUCUUUGUUGUGAUUUUUAAAAACAAGUAUUUUCGAAAAAAAAGAAUUCUGCAAGUAUGGAACAACUCCAACGACGUUCAAAAAAACUUCGUAAGCCGCAACUUCAAGUCGCUUGAAACAAGUCCCCAAAUGCUGGCGUUGUUACUCCUGGUGUAGCUUUCGUUGAAACUUGCGUGCGAGUUUCAUACAAGUCACAAUUGCGGCGCACGAUGAACCAUUGCACUGCACCGUAAUGUCCUAAAAAGCGCUAACUUGUGAUGCAAAAUUUUGUACUGAUUUGUUUUUUUACUGCUGAAAUACGCACACGUUUCUCAUUGAUCUUUGAUAAAUACCAGGCUGUGAUAAGCAAUCAAUAGUUCAUCGGGGCUGGCAAAACGAGGAGGCUGGCCAGGAAUCACAACGCUGCACGCAUCUCCGAUCCUAGUUGAAUCUUCUCUCUGUUCACACGCAUACAAACGCACGGUUAACCCACACCCACACAUACGUACGCAAAAUUUGUUAGUUUUAGAGCCAGUGAUUGGCGAACCGUCACUAGUUGCAACAGGCUAAAAUUGCUCUCAAAUAUCAAAUGAUAAGGUUUCGAAAAUAUCAAUUUCCGUUCACUUAUACCCAUUUGUCACACUCAUGCAGGCGAAAAAUUUAGCAAUGCCACCAAUCCAUCUCAACGUUUGAUGCCAACAGCGAUGCGUCAAAAGUAAAGAUGUAUUGGUGACAACGCCGCGACUGUCAACGCUACACUUUCUUUGUUUUGGUAUUUGAUAGCAUUUUUUUACAAAGCUGUCUCAAAUAAGUCAACAAUUUCAAGUCCUUUGCAUGUUUGACUUGUUUGAGCAGAUGCACUAAUGUUGGUCUCAAAAAUCCACAAAACAAAACAAUAGCAAAAAUUCCAACAAUAAAAUCAUUCUUUUUUCUCUUUCUCUCUCCCAUAAACCAGAUCGAUCCAUACAUAUGGAAUGAACGGUAACAACAACAACCGAGCAUAUUGAGCACGCCUCACCAAUUUGUUUUGUCACUGUUUGUUUACUAUACUACAACUACUUUUUAACUAAGCAUGAAACAGAAAGCAAAGAAUCACAAAUCCUAUAAAUUACGAAACAAAACCACACACAUACAUAAACAAUAACUUACUAUACAAAUACAAUGCUUGCACACAAACACAGGGCUGCCCAAGAAUUGCAUGCUAAGAAUCACAUCAAUACAGCUGUAGAAGGGGACGUCCAUAGAUGACGAAGCGCGCACAAGCAAGUAUAGCAUAGUACUGUGUUUUAGAGUAUAUUUGUGAGCUAGUUAACAAACGAAACAAACAAAAGUUGUACAUUUACAAAUUGCGUUAAGCGUAGGGCGAGGCACUUUAAAGUUAAACUUUGAAGGCGAUCAAUCAAAAGUGGAACUACUACUAUUAAUAAUAAUUAUUCCAAUUGUACAUAGCUUUGAGAGGAACGAAACAACAACAACAACAAAAAUGCUUUAAACUUGUUUUUAUUGUCCUACUUCUAAACAAACAUUUUAUACGAGAAAAAGAGUUCGCUUCGUGCGACAAAAGGAAGACAAAAAAAGUAAACAAACAUUUUUAUUUUAAGUUAAGCUGUCACUUUUUAUUCGAACCCUAGGUUAUACGUCUAAUUUAUACUUGAACUAUUAACAUUAAAUCUCCCUUUCUACAGUAAUUUUGUAGCUAUACAUAUAAAC
This is a messenger RNA of Culex quinquefasciatus (southern house mosquito), 3864 nucleotides long. RefSeq names its product protein drumstick (gene drm). Gene Ontology annotation, molecular function: RNA polymerase II transcription regulatory region sequence-specific DNA binding; DNA-binding transcription factor activity, RNA polymerase II-specific. The transcript is spliced from 3 exons. The record is from RefSeq and is a predicted model, not a curated record. NCBI's taxonomy places the organism in Eukaryota, Metazoa, Arthropoda, Insecta, Diptera, Culicidae. Gene Ontology annotation, biological process: regulation of transcription by RNA polymerase II; embryonic pattern specification; embryonic hindgut morphogenesis. The coding region runs from base 1099 to 1344 and encodes 81 amino acids. Gene Ontology annotation, cellular component: nucleus.